ACUUGACGACUUCCUCCUCAGGUGAACUUUAGACGAGGAGAUAUUCCAAGCUUGUAGUUUCUCGCGAAAUACUAAAACCUGCUCAAAUCGCUGCUGCUCCAAAUGAACGCUGCGUAGAUUGGCUCACGCCAGGCUGCACCCAACCAUCGCGUAUCGAGACAACACCUCCAUUGUCCGUCCCUUCAUCAAUCUCCGUCUUCUCUGGCGCGUCUGAUUAUUUCGGAAUGUCAUCUACUCAGUUCACAACCCUCAUUCGACUUCCGUUCGCCCGAGGAAACUUCGAAGACCCUCCUCAGGCGCAAUGGGAUGCGGAGAAAGACCGUCAGCUAUGGAAAGUCAUCUCGAAAUCGUCAAAGACGAGUGAUCUGAACUGGGUCGAGUUAGCUACCAAGUUUCAAGUCCCACCCACAUUUCUUCUUCAACAGGCAGCCUGGCUCUAUGAGCGCCAUCUUGACCAUGUGCGAGACCAGAUGAAGAGAGUCAGCAUUUCAAAUGCGGCUCCGUCUCCAACUCCAACCGGCGGGAGCACUGUAACUGCCAUCGGUGGUGUCGCCAUGCUACGGACCGGAAGUGGUGGUUCGGGAGCUCCGAGGACAACAUCUGCGUUAUCUGGGCGACCAAGAGACAGUCCUGGCUUGCGAGGGGGAGAGACGAUAACAUCUGCUCCUCCGCUCUCUAGGACACCUUCGACAAACACAAUUACACAAUCUCGGACAAACACUCAGCAAGCGCCCGCCCGGACACAAUCUACCCGUUCAAAUCAGCGACCAAGUCUGACAAGUCCGAAGCCUGAAGAGCGACAGUCUUCUUCGACCGCACCUCCACCCAACUAUCGAAGAGAUCAAUUGGAGUCUCCGGACAUCCCAGCUUCACCAUCUUCAAGCUCAUCUUCUUUGUCGGAUACUGAUCACCCAGCUCACCGAAGCCAACUGUUCAAGCGACCACCGCGGUUCAAGCAACAACGACCGCGAGAAUUGUCGACUUUCGACGAGGGUGACGGAACGCAGGAGAUUGAAGACUCGGGUUCACAUGGAGUUCCAAGCUUACCCUUCGCGUCCGCAGCAAGGCGGCAACCAAGUAGUAGCAAGUAUGCCCAAGACACUCUCUUUCGCACCAGCUCGAAACCGGAACAGAAAGUCCUCCAGUCAGACCGCACGAGAAAUGCGCCGCCUAUUAGACAAAAGUCAAUUGAUCAACAAUCGCAGGCGACAAUAGAGACGGCAUCUUCAAUGACAAGCUCUGCGUCUGCCAGUGAUGCUCCAACAGGUCCUAGAUCAACCGACCAAGCCCCAAUGAGUCCAUCUUUAAACCAUCGUGCUGAACUGGGGAGGCUCGGUAGCCCGAGACAGCAGGGUCCCCGAUCAAGGAGGGAGGGUAGCGAGGGGACUCCGAGCAUGGGGAGCAGUUUCAGCGACAUUGACGAUGCAGGUAUCAGCCAGUCGGCCCUCGAAGAAGCAUUGCUCAGCAACAUGCAGCAUGGGAGGAUGAUGACCGUAAAGUACCUCCUCGGCGCCAACGAACUCGACUUCAAAACCAUCUACACGCAAAUCAAAAGCCUACUCACACAUCCCGCAUGCGACCACCUCCUCGGCGAAAGAAGCUGGCCCUGCCCCGGCUGCGAGCAAGUCUUCCUGCACGCAUACUGGUCCUCAGCCGCCCACCUGCUCGACUACUUCGCCGACUUCUUCGCGGCCGAUACGCCGCUCAUGCAAAGCAUAUGGUUCCACCUCCUAGACGUGUGGCAGGAAGCCAGCACAUGGCUACCGUCCGACACCACAACCGAGACCUUCAUGCGGGACCGUCGCAUCUACCGCGCGAAGCGCCGGGGCCUGUUCUGGAUGCAUGUCCACGAGACGAUCGCGCUGUUCGAGACGACGAUCAGCGGCGCAAAAGUCAAGGUCUUGCCGCGUGAUACGUUUAUUUACACCCCCUCGGGUCGAGCGGAGAGCCCGGCGGGCGAGUACGAGACGGGGCCGUGGAUAUCGGGGCUCAAGCCGUGGCAGCAGUUUCUAUGUGAAGACUCGCCGGGCGUUGCGGCGCCUUGUGCCUCCCCCGUUUUAGAUGGAGUAGAACCGCAGAGCGUAGAGCGGGUCCGCUACAUCCCCAUGCCGGCUAUCGGCAUCGUGAAAAAGCACACUGCACGCACCCGCUCCCUCGCUGGCAAACUAGCCGCAGCACAAGGCCCGGACACAUCUGUCAUCGUAGAGGCACUCAAUACCUUUGACCAGCACGCUCUCGGUUUCCCUACUACACAGUGUGUACACGCGUACACGAGUCUCACAGGCCAGGCGGUGAGAUACAAGCUUACCAACGGUGCCCCGCUGAUUAGUCGGUACCCUGGGCUGGGCGAUCCGAGUAUGCUGGUGAGUAGUCCGACAUGGACGCUGUUGGAUGAGUGUGUGGGUGUGUGCAAGGGCGUGGAGGCUUAUGAGCCGCAGGCUGGUGGCGAUGAUGAGGAUGAAGAUGAGGAUGAGGACGAGGACGAGUAUGAAGAAGAGGUGUUUGAUAUGUGGACUGUGUUUGAGAGUGCGCCAGUUGAGGGGGAACGAGGGAGUGAGCUGGUGCUUGGAGAAAUGUUUGACGAGUGGUGCGGUGAUGAUGCGUUCUGA
Cucurbitaria berberidis CBS 394.84 is the source of this 2609-nucleotide messenger RNA. RefSeq lists its product as uncharacterized. The transcript is spliced from 8 exons. The coding region runs from base 225 to 2609 and encodes 794 amino acids. Lineage: Eukaryota; Fungi; Ascomycota; Dothideomycetes; Pleosporales; Cucurbitariaceae. Gene Ontology annotation, biological process: autophagosome assembly. The record is from RefSeq and is a predicted model, not a curated record. Gene Ontology annotation, cellular component: phagophore assembly site.